UGGGAAAGGUGAGUCAGUCCAGUGGGGGCAGGGCUCUUGGAAUCAGGAUCCACAGCUCCAGUUGCAGGCGCCUCACCCCCCAUGUUACCCGGAGAAAAACUGGACCCGCUUCCUGACACCUUCAUUCUGCAGCCGCCAGUCUUCCACCCGGUGGUUCCUUAUGUCACAACAAUUUUUGGUGGCCUGCGUGCAGGCAAGAUGGUCAUGCUACAGGGAGUGGUCCCUCUAAAGGCACGCAGGUUCCAGGUGGACUUCCAGUGUGGCUGCAGCCUGCAUCCCCGGCCAGAUAUCGCCAUCCACUUCAACCCUCGCUUCCACACCACGAAGCCUCACGUCAUCUGCAACACCCUGCACAAUGGGCUCUGGCAAGCUGAGGCCCGGUGGCCCCACCUGGCCCUGCAGAAAGGAGCCAGCUUCCUCAUCCUCUUUCUCUUUGGGAAUGAGGAAAUGAAGGUGAGCGUGAACGGACAGCACUUUCUCCACUACCGCUACCGGCUCCCGCUGUCUCGAGUGGACACCCUGGGCAUAUUUGGUGACAUCUUGGUGAAGGCGGUUGGAUUCCUGAACAUCAAUCCAUUUUCGGAGGGCGGCAGCGAGUAUCCAGUCGGAUAUCCUUUCCUGCUGAAGAGCCCCAGACUGGAGGUGCCCUGCUUACGUCCCCUUCCCCGGGGUCUCUGGCCCGGACAGGUCAUCGUGCUGCGGGGACUGGUCUUGCCAGAGCCCAAGGAUUUCACGCUCAGCCUGCUGGACGAGGCUGCCCAUGUUCCUGUGACGCUCAGGGCUUCCUUCACAGACAGAACUCUGGCGUGGGUCUCGCCCUGGGGACGAAAGAAGCUGAUCUUGGCCCCUUUCCUUUUUUACCCCCAGCGAUUCUUUGAGGUGCUGCUCCUGUGCCAGGAGGGAGGGCUGAAGCUGGCACUCAAUGGGCAGGGCCUGGGGGCCACCAGUCUGGGUCAGCAGGUCCUGGAGCGGCUGCGGGAGCUCCGGGUCAGUGGCAGCGUCCAGCUGUACUGCGUCCACUACUGAUGAGGGAGCCAGAGGAGAGGAGGGCCCGCCCACACCCAGGGCCCCACCCUCUGGCCCUGAUCUGUCUUCAUCAGAGUGUCCGCCUGUCAGCAACGGGUUGGGCCUGGCUCGCUUCUGGGGCCAUGGGCUGAGUCUGCAGGGGCGUCGGGCCCCACAGUAGAGGGAAGGCACAGGGUGUGAAGUUUCCCCCAGCUGCGCAGCCCCCCCCCAUCCCCACCCCCACACACAACGGGAGCCUGGGGCUGGGCUCCGCCUGCCUUCAGGGCCCACACAAGGAGGCAGAUCUUGUAGCUUAACAAAGACAGUCAGAAUUCAGGGGCUUGAAGAAUUUAGACAUUUAUUUCGUUCUCAUCUAACAGUUCUGGAGAAAAUGGUCCUAUUCAGGGGAGCAGCUCUGUGCCCCGUGAACCUUCAGGGUCGUCCUUGUCAUCAUUCCACCCCCAUCCCCCCCAAGACAGUGACAUCUGCUUUCCAUCACUUUCCCACACGUUUCAUUUUUGUAAGAACCCGGUGAGGCAGACGGGAUAGAGGACGAAGUGUGGUAGACUGGCAUUUGUCGGCACUGUGGUUGUCAGAUGUCACAGCUGGUCCAUGGGGUGACAGAGCCAGGACCGGCUCUUGUCUCCUGGGCCGUGCACAGCGCUAUCCCAGGAAGAGAAAAACGGACCUGGGUUCAACUCCUGACACCUCCACGAGCUUAGAUUUCAUGGGUUUGGGCAAAUUCAGUGUGCUCAUACAGAAACGUGUGAAAACUGACAUCAACUUAGCAGGGUGGUUGUGGAACUUAUGAGUCGAAAUUGCUUAAAAUGCCUUGUACUGAGUUGGAACGCAAUAAA
Hipposideros armiger (great roundleaf bat) is the source of this 1862-nucleotide messenger RNA. It is a transcript of the gene LGALS12, whose product is annotated as galectin 12. Bases 82 to 1026 code for a protein of 314 amino acids. Gene Ontology annotation, cellular component: cytoplasm. NCBI's taxonomy places the organism in Eukaryota, Metazoa, Chordata, Mammalia, Chiroptera, Hipposideridae. The record is from RefSeq and is a predicted model, not a curated record. Gene Ontology annotation, molecular function: lactose binding. The transcript has 9 exons. Gene Ontology annotation, biological process: intrinsic apoptotic signaling pathway.